GACUUCUACGUCUAAAGAAGCAUGGGACGGCAUAAGGAAUGUUCAUGAAUCAAAGGGAUCCGUAAGAAAGAUUAUCUAAGAAUAUAAUUGAAAUCAUGAAUAAGAAGGGAACAUAUAAACCAUGUGCGGGUAUCGACUCGGGAGAUGAAAUCGUAAUUUCUGGCAUUGCUGGUAGAUUUCCAGAUUCAGACAACAUGAAUCAGUUACGAGAAAAUCUAUUCAAUAAAGUUGAUCUCGUUAAAGCGGAUCAUGGUCGUUGGAAAGCAGAACAUCCGGGCAUACCAAAGCGUAUGGGAACAAUCAACAAUCUGCAAAAAUUUGAUGCAGAUUUCUUUAGAUUCUCUUUCGAGCAAGCAUACGCAUGUGAUCCAAUGAUAAGAAUAUUAUUGGAGCAUUCUUAUGAAGCUAUUAUCGAUGCGGGAAUUAACCCAAAACAGUUACGAGGAAAAAAUACUGCAGUCAUCGUAGCGAUAUCUUUUGUUGAAACACAAGAGAAACUUCUAAGUACGGAUCUACAGAUAAACGGUACAAAUUUCGUUGGAUGCUUAAGGUCUACAACAGCAAACAUGAUUUCGUAUUUUCUGGAUCUGAAAGGACCAUCCUAUACAGUCGAUACCGCAUGCAGCUCUAGUUUAUAUGCUUUU
This is a messenger RNA of Pogonomyrmex barbatus (red harvester ant), 644 nucleotides long. Its product is annotated as fatty acid synthase-like. Gene Ontology annotation, molecular function: fatty acid synthase activity; 3-oxoacyl-[acyl-carrier-protein] synthase activity; oxidoreductase activity. Gene Ontology annotation, biological process: fatty acid biosynthetic process. Lineage: Eukaryota; Metazoa; Arthropoda; Insecta; Hymenoptera; Formicidae. The record is from RefSeq and is a predicted model, not a curated record.